AGGCGAGGGGGCGCUGUGGAGUCGCUCAGAGUCCCGAAGUCCGUCUCUGUUCCCAAUCCCUGUUUGAUUCGGAGCAGUCUUCUGAAUGAAAUGUCCAACAACAGCGCCAGCAGCAGUAACCUGGUUCUUGCCCAGAAAGCUGUGAAACAGCUGCGGCUUGAAGCAAGCGUCCGGAGAAUCAAGGUCUCCCAAGCUGCUCUUGAACUGAAGACGUUCUGCUUGCAAAAUGCUCAUAGGGACCCUUUACUUGUGGGGGUUCCAUCCAGUGACAAUCCAUUCCGGCCGCCCAAAUCCUGUGCACUCUUCUAAGAUGCAAAGGACGAGGCUUGAAAAACAUGUCUUACCAGUCGAUCUUCAUUCACUUCCUAAGUGAACUCUGCAGCCGGAUCAGCACUGCUUUUUAACCCUAAACCUAACCUCGUUCAUUUUUAUUGCAAGAACCCAUAGUUUUAAAUCCUCUUGCUUUCAUGCGUCCUGUAAUUUAACCCUAAAAGAGAGGACUUUAUGUAUUAUUUCAUUACGGUAAAAAAAAAUAACACGCAGAGGAUCAAACCAUUCUCAGGCGCAUGUAUUUACAACACUAAAUAUCAUCUCUUUUUGUUCUUUUUUUUACGUUUUUGUAUUACAUUUACUUUUAACAAGUAAAAAAUGCUUUAAUUUAGUUUAUUGCAGUUUGGUUGUGAUAUAUACAGAGUCAGGUAAAAGUCCAGCAUGAAAUAUAACGAGUCUUCCAGAUCAUAUAAAGAAGCAUAUAUAAAGUAUUUUGAUUUUGAAGUGUAUGUUGUUUAAGAAACAUUUGUAUUUGAUAUCAGGAGACUAAUGAGUGUGCUUACAGUGAUUGUUUUAAAAUGGCAACAGACACUGUGGUGUAUUUUAUGAGAUCGAAUCGGUAUAUUGAACAGACCUGUGAAACCGGUUGUUUAUACUGAACAUUGAGCAAAAUGUUGUUGGUAAAAAUCUUUCAUUGGUGUAACUGUGUAAUGAAUAAAAACACACUGAAAUCCAA
Silurus meridionalis is the source of this 1006-nucleotide messenger RNA. RefSeq lists its product as uncharacterized. Gene Ontology annotation, cellular component: heterotrimeric G-protein complex. The transcript has 3 exons. The record is from RefSeq and is a predicted model, not a curated record. Gene Ontology annotation, biological process: G protein-coupled receptor signaling pathway. Gene Ontology annotation, molecular function: G-protein beta-subunit binding. Lineage: Eukaryota; Metazoa; Chordata; Actinopteri; Siluriformes; Siluridae. The coding region runs from base 91 to 309 and encodes 72 amino acids.